Molecule: messenger RNA, 1455 nt
Organism: Rotaria sordida
Lineage: Eukaryota; Metazoa; Rotifera; Eurotatoria; Philodinida; Philodinidae
Source: the annotation of a GenBank genome assembly
AUGAAUAUUAUACUUCGAACAGUUUAUAAACAAACAAAAAUGACUAAACAAUGUUCAAGAUGUAUACAUGAUCAAUUAACAAAACAAAAAAAUCGUUCUAAAACUAAAAUAAUUUUAAUUCCAACAAAACAAAUAACAAGAUUUAGACGACAGAGGCAGGCAAUAGGAAGAGCCCGUCUUUCGAUGUCCGCUGAUACAUUAACAACAACCGAUAUGGUUGUUAAAGAUGAUUUAAAUUCUUCGUUAACAAAUAAUCAACAAACAGAAUCAUCAAUGAAUGGUAUUCUACAUACGGAUAAUAAGGAUAUAAAUGAAACUUCCAUUGAAGAACAAAAUGAAUCCAUAGAAAAUACUUAUAAUGAAAAUCAACAAACACCAUCAUCAUCACCGAAUAAAAAUGAUUUAGAACCAGAAGCACUUCGAAAAGUUUUUAUUGGUGGUUUAUCUUAUAAAACAGAAGAUCAAACUUUUCGUGAUUAUUUUUCGAAAUUUGGAGAGAUUGAUGAUUGUAUUAUAAUGCGUGAUCGUGAAAAUCGUUCUCGAGGUUUUGGUUUUGUUACUUAUUUAUCAUCAACAAUGGUUGAUAAAUUAAUGGCUGCACGUCCACAUGUACUUGAUUCACGUGAAAUUGAACCAAAACGUGCUAUACCAAAAGAAGAAAGUGGUAAACCAGAAUCAGCUUUAAGUGCAAAAAAAUUAUUUGUUGGUGGUAUUCGAGAAGGAACCAUUAAUGAAGAUGACCUUAAAGAAUAUUUUUCAAAAUAUGGUCAUAUUGUUCAAACUGUUAUAAUGAAAACAAAUGAAGGAAAAUUUCGUGGUUUUGGAUUUGUUGAAUUUAAUGAUUAUGAUCCGGUAGAUAAAAUUGUACUUGAAAAACAUCAUGUUAUUAAAGGAAAUCCAGUUAAUGUUGAAAAAGCUUUACCUAAAGAACAAACAAAUCGAGGUCGUAUGGGGCAAUCACAUUAUGGUGGUCCAGGUGGUAGUGGUGGCGGUGGUGGUAUGCGUGGACCAUCAUCACGAAUGAGUGGUAGUAGUGGUGCUGGCGGUGGUGGUGGAUGGGGACCGAUGAGUGGCGGAUCGAAUUUUGGUGGAGGUAGUGGUGGUUAUCGAUCAGUUGGUGGUGGCGGUGGUGGUGGUUAUGGAACUGGUGGUGAUUAUACUAAUCGACCAGCGCCAUAUGGUGGUGGCUAUGGUGGUGAUAUGGGUAGUGGUGGUAUGGUAGGCUAUGGUGGUGGAUCAGCACCUAUGGGUGGAAAUGGUUAUGGAAUGGAUGGAUCAGGUGGAGGAAAUUAUAAUGAUAGUUUUGGUACAUUUAACCAACCAUCCGGGUUUGGUUUUGGUGAGAGUUAUGGUUCAUCAUCGGGUGGUCCCAUGCGACGUGGAGGUGGUGGACGCGGCGGUGCUCCUUAUGGCCGUGGAGGUGGUGGUGGAUUUCGUGGUCGGACUCAACAAUAA